CACUGCGGGGCGGGGCUACACGGAGAGCGGGACCAACCUGCGGUGGGUGAGGCCGGUGGGGCCGCGCCGGAGCGCGCUUCCGGGUGUCCCCGCCAGAGGGCGCCGGCCGCCGCGCCGCCCGCGGAGUCCCCGAGGCCGGAAGCCGCCCGGCGCCGCCCCGCUCGCCGCAGCCGCCGCCAUGAAGGCCGUGGUGCAGCGCGUCACCCGGGCCAGCGUCACAGUUGGAGGAGAGCAGAUAAGCGCCAUUGGACGGGGCAUCUGCGUGUUGCUGGGUAUCUCCUUGGAAGAUACGCAGAAGGAACUGGAGCACAUGGUCCGGAAGAUCUUAAACCUGCGUGUAUUUGAGGAUGAAAGUGGGAAACACUGGUCGAAGAGCGUGAUGGACAAGCAGUACGAGGUGCUGUGCGUCAGCCAGUUCACCCUGCAGUGUGUCCUCAAGGGGAACAAGCCCGACUUCCACCUGGCCAUGCCUGCAGAGCAGGCUGAGUCCUUCUACAAGGGCUUCCUGGAGCAGCUGCGCAAGGCCUACAGGCCGGAGCUCAUCAAAGGGGACGAGUUGCAUUUAGACCAUCCUUGUGUGCCUUUUGCAGAGAAGGCAAUGGCAACCCACUCCAGUACUCUUGCCUGGAAAAUCCCAUGGACGGAGGAGCCUGAUGGCAAGUUCGGCGCCUACAUGCAAGUUCACAUUCAGAACGACGGGCCUGUGACCAUAGAACUGGAAUCUCCAGCCCCUGGUGCUGCUGCCUCCGACCCGAAGCAGCUGUCAAAGCUUGAAAAGCAGCAGCAGAGGAAAGAAAAAACCAGAGCCAAAGGGCCUUCUGAGUCAAGCAAGGAGAGAAGCGCUCCCCGCAAGGAAGACCGCAGUGCCAGCAGCGGGGCCGAGGGGGACGUGUCCUCAGAGCGGGAGCCGUAGGUGGGCUGGACGCAGUGCAUUAUCAUUGGGCAGAACUGGAUCCUGAAAAAUCCAUGAAAGAUGCUAGGCACCUAUACUACUUUAAAGACUUGGACCUGAAUCCUGAAAAGGAAGAUGGAAAUAAGAAACUGGGAACCUACAAAAACACACACAAAAAAACCACCAAAGGAGCGUUACCGUUUUUUGUUGCUGCUGUGGCUUAAUAGAGGAGAUGGGUGCUGCCAGGGUGGGGAAGGUGCCCCAUGCACAGGGCAGCAAGGAACACACCUAAGGGUCCCCUCAGGAAGGCCGCGUUGGUUCCUUUGAUUCUCGGCUUGGUUUUGGAACAGGCUGGCCCAACAUCACUUGUCAUCGAGUCCUCCUUUCACCCUGUGGUAUAUUUCUGAGUGUCCAUGAUGGGUCCCAAAUGCGGUCACACUGUCCAUGUUUUUCCCAACACUGGCUAGGCCAGGGCUCAUGUUAGGGUGUAAAGAGAACAGUUGUCCAUGAUAAUACAUUAUGUGAGACCUUUGCAUCUUACAAAUUUUCUCUUUUUUUCUAAAAAGAAAUAAACUCCAAAGCUCAACAAACCA
Molecule: messenger RNA, 1485 nt
Organism: Cervus elaphus (red deer)
Lineage: Eukaryota; Metazoa; Chordata; Mammalia; Artiodactyla; Cervidae
Gene: DTD1
Product: D-aminoacyl-tRNA deacylase 1
Exons: 7
Coding region: 179-913 (244 amino acids)
Biological process (GO): tRNA metabolic process
Cellular component (GO): cytoplasm
Molecular function (GO): D-tyrosyl-tRNA(Tyr) deacylase activity
Source: RefSeq, a predicted model, not a curated record